AUGGAGUUUGAGUAUAAUGACGAYCCUGAUMUUAAURUGAAUUUGAACGUUGAACCCYAGUAUCUUUUGCUUCGAGAAUAUGAGGAACAAGUUUCUUUCGAGGCAACCGUGGGCUCAAACACUAGUUCUAGUAUUUACUUGGAUGAAGUUGAAAUGCUAAGUAGCAGAACAGGUUGCAAGGAAAUAGAAGGUGGCAUUGAAUUGCCAAGCAAAAACUAUUCAGCAGCCAAUUGCACUUUUAAUGGACACUUAUGUGGAUGGAGAAUUCUUCAGAAUAAGAUGGCCGGUGAUGGACUGCUAUGGACGAUUGGAGGGAAAAUGGUCUUCAAUAAUUUCAACAACGAAUCAAAGGGAUAUGAAAGCAGCUAUGUAUACACCAAUAUGUUAAGUAACCCAGCCUUGGCAGACAAUCGAAGUCUAUCAAGCAAUUGUAGUUUACAAAACAAUGGAAGCUUGGUAGGGAAUGGAACUUUAGCAAAAGAAGGUUUGGUGAGGAAUGGAAGCUUGACAGACAAUGAAAUCCCAGCAUGCAACGAAAGCUUCGCGAUCAACGAAAACCUGACCAGAAACAAUGAAAGAAAGAAAGCAUACCUUAUUAGUCCUCAAUUGAAGUCCCCACAUUGCAUGAACUUAACAUAUCAAAUCUAUGGAAACGAUAGUUCCCUUGAGGCUGUAAUGCUCAGGCAAGGGAGRUCACCAGUCUUCUAUAAAGCAUGGAAGCAAAUUGGUCGUACGAACAAAAUUAGCUCCAUAAGAAUAAAUUUAUACUAUGGUGGCCCAUAUCAGGUGCUGAUUAUUGGCAAGCCGUCUCUGCAUUUUGAGAAGGACAUACUUUUAUACAAUGUAACAUUCCUAAAAGAGAUUUGCACAGAUGAUCGAAUUUCUUCGUAUGGUAAUGUCGACAACAUUUUUUUCCUGCUAGAAUAG
This is a messenger RNA of Exaiptasia diaphana, 927 nucleotides long. RefSeq lists its product as uncharacterized. NCBI's taxonomy places the organism in Eukaryota, Metazoa, Cnidaria, Anthozoa, Actiniaria, Aiptasiidae. Bases 1 to 927 code for a protein of 308 amino acids. The transcript has 5 exons. The record is from RefSeq and is a predicted model, not a curated record.